Podarcis muralis (Common wall lizard) is the source of this 3683-nucleotide messenger RNA. It is a transcript of the gene SGCZ, whose product is annotated as sarcoglycan zeta. Lineage: Eukaryota; Metazoa; Chordata; Lepidosauria; Squamata; Lacertidae. Gene Ontology annotation, biological process: cardiac muscle tissue development; heart contraction. The record is from RefSeq and is a predicted model, not a curated record. Gene Ontology annotation, cellular component: sarcoglycan complex; sarcolemma.
CCUGGCGGUGAAGGACAGUAAAACAGGAGAGAGGGGGGCGAGAGAGAGAAAUCUCCCCCCUCCCCUACUCUUCUCUUCCUCUCCCUGCGAGAGAUCCUUCUCUCUCUUUCCCACCCCCCUUCCCCAAUCAACCCGGUUUUAACUCUGUUUAGUCUAACCUUCAGGAGAGAGAGAGGGGGAGGGAGGGAGAGCGUCUCUAUAUCUCCCCCGCAGACUUUCUCUUCUCCUUCUCCCCUUCCUCCCUUCCUCCCUCCCUCCCUCCUCCAGCUCCCUUCCCGCCAGAGCCUCCGCACAACAAUUGGGGCGUCUAUAUGCAGGACUAAGCGGUGAAAGCUCGAGAAGGGACGGCGGCGGAUGCCCGGCACUCGCUCGCUCUCCCGGGCGCCCGCGGGGAGCUGGCCAGGGUAAGCAUGCCGGGCAGCCCCGCGCUGCGCCGCUGCUCUUGCCGGGCGCUCGCUGCCUUCUCCGGCUGGGCGAAGGAGGCGCAGCACCAGGAGACGCUCGCUCGCCGUUUUGCUGCAUUGGUGCCGUCCGGGGGAAAGGCAGGCGCCGCUGUUCGCCUCGGCUGCCAGCGAGGCGCCGCUGCCGGCUGCUGAGGCGGCGGCCGGGGAGGAAAGCUUUGGCGGAGAGGAUUCUCCUCGGCGUCCCACCCCGACGGGAAACCCAUCUUCUUCUCCCCGCCCCCCUCGAUUCCUUCGCCUCGGCACAGGACAAGAUCCGGGGGCUCCCAAGAUCACCUGUCGCUUCCUCCCCCCACCCCGGUCGCUAAGGGAGGUGUGUGUGGUUUCCCCCUCCCCAUCUCCCCACCCCAAAAGGAAAGAUUGAGAGGAAGGGCCGGGGCAUCUGAUUCCCCUUUCCACAUUUGUUGCUUUUGGGAAGCCUGGGAGGCGGCGCGCUUGGCGGAGGAUGCCAUUGACUCGAGCCGCCCGGAUUGCCAGGGCAAGGCUGACUUCGCGUUGGAAACGGAGCGCCGAGAACCGAUGACUGGCUGGCUCGCUCUCGCUCCGAAGAGAGAGGAAGAAAUUGGCACAACUUCUCUGGUGUUUUCCUCUUCCUCCGCCACCUCUUUUUCUUCUUCUCCUCCUCCUCCCUCCACCUCGCCUCUUUCCCCACCUCCGUGGCGUUCACUUUCGGUCUAUGGAAAGAGCACCCGAUCUGGACAUUGAAGAGCUCAAGAUGACACGAGAACAGUAUAUACUGGCAACACAGCAAAACAAUCUGCCCAGAACAGAAAACACUCAGCUUUAUCCAGUAGGAAUUUAUGGUUGGCGAAAGAGGUGCCUAUACUUCUUUGUCCUCUUGCUAUUGGUUACCAUGAUUGUUAACUUAGCAAUGACGAUAUGGAUACUGAAAGUAAUGAAUUUCACAGUGGAUGGAAUGGGGAAUCUGAGAGUCACCAAAAAAGGAAUUCGACUUGAAGGUAUAUCUGAAUUUCUACUUCCAUUGUAUGUGAAAGAAAUCCAUUCUCGAAAGGAUAGCCCUCUGGUCUUACAGUCUGACAGGAAUGUAACAGUGAAUGCAAGAAACCACAUGGGACAGUUAACGGGACAGCUGACUGUAGGUGCUGAUGCUGUAGAAGCCCAGUGUAAGAGAUUUGAAGUGAGCUCCAGUGAAGAUGGAAGGGUGCUCUUCUCUGCCGACGAAGAAGAGAUCGUCAUUGGAGCAGACAGACUGAAAGUCACAGGCACAGAAGGGGCUGUAUUUGAGCACUCUGUGGAGACUCCCCAUAUCAGAGCAGAUCCAUCCCAAGACCUCAAGCUCGAAUCACCAACUAGAUCUUUGAUAAUGGAAGCUCCCAAGGGAAUACAAGUGAGUGCAGCUGCAGGGGACUUAAAAGCUACCUGUAGAAAAGAACUACACUUGCAGUCCACAGAAGGGGAGAUAUUUUUAAACGCGGACUCAAUCCGAUUAGGAAAUCUACCAGUGGGAACUUUUUCCUCUUCCUCCUCCCCGCCGAGCUCAUCAGCAGCUCGACAGACUAUCUAUGAGCUCUGCGUUUGUCCCAAUGGUAAACUUUACCUUUCCCCGGCAGGAGCAGGCUCCACGUGUCAGUCCAGUAGCAACAUCUGCUUGUGGAGCUGAAAAGACUCCCGACCCCUCCUCACACCAGAAUAGCCUUUUUGUUACUGUCCCUCUGCUUCACAGUUCUGCCCGGUUUCCUUCGUCCCAUCAUGAAGCUCCGAAACAGCCCACAGAGCAUCCUCUUCCGGUGUAAGCAGGAAGACAAUGUGGCCUUUUUGUCUGGCUCGUGGACGUAAACGACUGGAAGAAAGAAGGGGGAACAAAAACGGUUGUCUUCAUCAGGAAACCUGGAUCUUAGUAUCACCUUUUGUCCAAAAGGGAGAAUAACACAGGUGCCUUUGCUAUAUAUGAAGUGAAGCACAUUGUUUUAGAUUUUUGCAGGAACUGUAAAUGAGAAUCUGCACAUAUAUAUAAAUAUAUAUAUAUAUAUAAUACAUAAAUAUAUAUAGAUAGAUAUAGAUAUAAUGCUAUACAAAUUUUCCCAGAAUCAAAAGGCGAGAUGAAUUGGUAUAAUAAAUAAUUCUACUGUCUGAAAGCACAAUUUUCAUAUGCCCAUCACUUUUGGAUGUAAACUUUUAUCCCUGAUUUUUAAAACUUUUGGAGCAUUGUGUGAUGCUUGCUUUGCUAAACAAUUAAAAUUCAAUUCACAUUUUAAGCAGCAAGAGACAGAAUCCCCGAUCGCCAAUCCGUUGUUACUGUUUAUCUCCUACAUUUGGGGUUUUGUAGGAAAAAUUAUUUGGAUGCACUUAGCAAUAUAACCUAUUCAUGUUGAAAACAAGACCCAAUUUUAGUUUUGUUCAGCACUUCAGUGAUUACCUAGUGAUUAUAUACAAAGCAAUUUCUUUAAACAGUAGCAUUCUGGGGUCAAUGACUGGUCUGGGUCGGGGGAGAAUAUACCACUGAAGAAAUUCCCAUGAUGAUGUGAUGGAUAAAUGGAUGACCAAAUACAUAUUUUUCUAAAGUUAUAGAAGUUUAUAAUGGGAAAAAGAGCCAUGCUUUGAGCUGGAGCCCCACGUACCUUGAGUUCUCACACGUGUGGGUUUCCUCAUCCAUUACAAUGGAGACAGGAAAUGCAUGCGCACACAUGAAAAUGCCUAUAGACCUGCUUUGUCCAUUGAAAUGAAGUAGAAGAAAGCACUAUACAACCCCAAAACAGUGGCAGGUUUGGAGCAUAAUAGUUGCAGCUAAACAAAGCCAUCUGAAUUUAGUGCAUUGGAAUUACUAUCACGGUGAAAAAGUGCAGUGACGUUUUCUCUUAUUAGCAGAUCUUCCUGUGCAAUUUCAAAAUAUAAUGACUAGGAUUCUGAAAUAAAUUAAGAAAGUUCAUGGGGGAAAAUGUUUGGCCCUUGGUCACCCUGGCAGCCAUAUGCACCCCUAAAAGGGAUCUCCAAAUUAUAGGGAAACCCUCCUGAACCAUGGGGCACUGGGGUACUGCUUGUUGGACCAAUUUGGGGCAAUUUGUUAUCUGCCCCCACCCCAGCAGCUCCAGUUCCAUAUUUUGAGUGAAGGUGCAUAUGGCUUCAAGGAUGGAGGAGGGGACAGGCAACCUUUUUUCUGUGAACUUGCUUAGCUUGUUUUCAGGAUAAUUAUUAUCAUUAUUAAGGGACGCGGGUGGCGCUGUGGGUUAAACCACAGAGCCUAGGACUUGCCGAUCAGAAGGU